AGCCCAUUGGAGCCAUGUAUGCUGUGCCUGGCAUCCCAUGGGGGACAGAGUGCAAGGCCACAUAAUGGGGGCUCCUUGGGGACUUGAGAGGUGACAGCCUGCAUGGGGCACAGCAAUGGGGGCUCUGUGCAGUGCUCUCUGUAUGUCACUGGGAAACCAAAAGUGCCACCACACAUGACAGCUAUUUAUCACAUGAGGUGGAGACUUCAUGUCUCCAUCCCGUCCCCAAAGAGGAAAUGAGAUUGCCUCUCUGGUCACUCCUUGUCCCCACUGCAGUCUCGCUGUCCCCAAGCUGCUCCUGCCUCAUGGCACCAAUGGUGGUGGCCCUCAUCCUGGGUGAGUGACAAUGGGGACGUGGUGCCACGGGGGUUGGUGGCCCUGUGUGGGACCCAAACCGUGUCCACUGCAGGUUGGUGGCUGGUGGCAGCGAGCAGGGCACAGCAAUGUGAGUAUGGGGACAGGGGGAGAAUGGGGACAGAGGGAGGCGAGUGUGGUCAGGGGGCCAGCAGAAGGGCCCAGGCGGGUGUGCAGGGAUAAGGCUGACUGUUGUCCCCUGUCCUAGUGCCCCGACCCUCCCUGUCGCUGCACCCCAUCCAGAGGGUGUCCCUGGGGGACAAUGUCGCCCUGCGGUGCCACCUGCCCCGGCUGGCUGCCUGGGUCUGGCUGUACCAGGAAAGAGGUUGGUCGUACAACAAGGGGAAGGAGAAGGAGCAGGACGCGGCCGAGUUCUCCUUUGUUAGCACACAGCGGGAACACGCAGGUCGCUAUCGGUGUCAGUACCGGGUGUCUUGGUCAGUAGGGGCAUCAGAGAAGAGUGACCCCGUGGAGCUGGUGCUGACAGGUGAGGACACUGGGGACAGCAAAUGGCUCUGGCUGCUCCCCACAGGACCAUAUCCCACUGCUGUCCCCUCCCUCAUGCAGAUCACAGUUAUUCCCCACCCAGCAUUUCCAUUCACCCCGAGCAAUGCGUGGAGAUGGGGACCAACAUCACCAUCCGCUGCUGGAACAAGGACUACGGGGCCGCCUUUUUCCUGCACAAGGAUGGGAGCUCAGCCCCUAUCAAGCACCAGGACUCCAGUGGUGGAGGUGCUGCAAAGUUUACCUUCCUGGCGGUGACCCCAGCUGACAGUGGCACCUACAGGUGCUCCUAUCGCUCCAGGGGUUACCCCUUUGUGUCCUCACCCCUUGGGGACAGCGUGAUGCUGGAGGUGACACCCACAGCUGCACCCUCAGGUGCUGUGGAGCAGUCCUGUGCCAAUCUGGUGAUGGCACUGGUGAGGGGCUUUGUGGCUGCACUCGUCUUUGGCCUCGGAGUCUACUUUGUCAUCGAUGCCCGCAGCCUCUGGAUACGGAGAGAUGACAACUGUGGUGCCCCCCCAGUGACAGUGAGAGUCUGACCUACGCCGAAAUUCAUGCUGUGACCCCUGCUCCCCGGCCACCCAUCAGCCCCCCAUUAUCUACACCCAUGUGAGCUGUGGGGGACCCCUGCUGAUACCCCCACACCCGCAUUGGUUCAUUUUUAAGGCAUUCUGAAAGGGACACACCCCAAAUUCCCCACUUGGAGCUCCAUGAUACAGCAAUCCCAUCCAUAUACCCCUAAAUCCCAAGAAAUCAAACAUCCCCAAAUCCUCCCCUGUGCAGCUCAUCUCAUUUAAAGACCACCAAAUCCCUGAAUUCUCCUCUGUCACCCCCAAAUCCUUCCUGAUUCCCCUCAAAUCCCGUAACAUCCCUUGAGAUCACAAGUACUCCUUAAUCCACCCCAAAACCAAACACCUCUGCUAGAUAUCCUGCAAAUCCUUCCCAGUCCAACCCCACAAUUCCACUGAAGACCCACUCACCCCACAGCACAUCCACCUCCAAUUUGACCCCCCGGAGAUCCCUCCCAGAGUCUCCCUCCUGCUCUUCUGUCUUGCAGAUCCUCAAAAUGGAUUCAAAAUGAUUGCUUUUCUCCCCCCAUCACCUCUCUCCCUUAGGUUCCUUCUCUGCUUCUCUCCAUUUCCUUUCUUUUCUUUCUCUUACUCGCUCUUCCUCAUUUUCCUCCCAGUCAUCUUUUAGACUUCUCCUGCAGCAGCCAUAACCUCAAUUUCCCUGGAGGUAGCAGAGAAGGCAAUAACACCAGUGUCAACAUAUCCUUUAUCCCUAGAUCUCAUUCAUUGCUACUAGGAAGUCCCCAAAUUUUGUUGCAGGGCAGUUGAUUAGCUGAAGGUGGAAAGUUCAAUAAAUGGUCUUCUGU
This is a messenger RNA of Gallus gallus (chicken), 2233 nucleotides long. It is a transcript of the gene CHIR6A2, whose product is annotated as leukocyte immunoglobulin-like receptor subfamily A member 2. The record is from RefSeq and is a predicted model, not a curated record. Bases 864 to 1397 code for a protein of 177 amino acids. Lineage: Eukaryota; Metazoa; Chordata; Aves; Galliformes; Phasianidae. The transcript has 3 exons.